This is a messenger RNA of Contarinia nasturtii (swede midge), 1373 nucleotides long. RefSeq names its product prostatic acid phosphatase-like. The coding region runs from base 36 to 1205 and encodes 389 amino acids. The record is from RefSeq and is a predicted model, not a curated record. The transcript is spliced from 5 exons. Gene Ontology annotation, biological process: dephosphorylation. Lineage: Eukaryota; Metazoa; Arthropoda; Insecta; Diptera; Cecidomyiidae. Gene Ontology annotation, molecular function: phosphatase activity.
CUUUCAUACAGAAACUUACGUUUCAUUUCAGAGUUAUGUGCUCCAUCCAAUUGAAAACGGUGUUAUUUAUUUGUUUAAUAUUUAAAAUUUUCGCCACGUGUGAUAAUGAGUGCAACCUUGGACUCUUUCGGACUCAAAAUAAUGAUAAAGUGUUGAAAUCAAAAGAGGACGCAUUAAUAUUCGCUCACGUUAUCCAUCGUCACGGCGAUCGAAAUAUUUUAUUUUCUUAUAAAAAUGACCCCUGGAAAGAUGAGUCGAAUUGGGUUGGUGGAUUUGAAGAACUUACACGUGAAGGUAAAAGGCAAACAUUCGAAUUGGGCCAAUAUUUACGCCGUAGAUAUGGAAAAAUAAUUGGCGAUCAAUACUCGCCGAACAAAGUCUAUGUUAGAUCCACAGAUGUUGAUCGCACUUUGAUGUCAGCUCAAGCGAAUUUGGCUGGUCUAUUUCCACCUACCGCAAAUGAAACAUGGAACGAAUAUAUUCCAUGGCAACCAAUUCCAGUUCACACCAUGCCGAUUCUCUUAGAUCACGUGCUAUCACAUGAUUCGAAAUGUCCAAAAUAUGAUGAAGCACUUCAAAAAUUCUUGAAAGAAUCGACAGAAAUUCAACAAAUUUACACAAAAUAUGCCGAUAAAUUUGAGUAUUGGUCGCGAAUGACCGGAGAAAAUAUUACAACUAUUUUCGAUGCCUAUGAGUUAUAUGGAAUUUUUUACAUUGAAACUAUGCAAAAUAAAACAUUACCAGACUGGGCCAAAAAGGAAUACAACGACCCAAAUGGACUACUGUAUAAUAUUGGAAAAUUAAAACUAAUGAUAUCAACAUAUACCAAAGAGUUGGCCCGUCUAAGAAUUGGAUUUUUAAUCAAAGAAAUGUUUGAACAUUUUACUCAGAAAAUCAAUAACACAAUGAAGCCGGACCGAUCUUUGUGGAUUUAUAGUGCUCACGACCUGACAAUUGUGAAUGUACUGAAUGCUCUUGGAGUUUUUGAUCCGGUACACAUACCACCAUAUGCUUCGAGUCUACAUUUGGAACUCUACAGAAACUCUGCAAACGAACAUUAUAUUCAAAUUUUCUAUCGAAAAGAUAACGAUGAAGUUAUUUCUGCAAUGAAUCUGCCAAAAUGCGGGAAGAAAUGUUCAUUGGAACAACUGUACAAGCUUUACAGCGAGAUAAUUCCCGGUGACUAUGAUUCAGAAUGCCUAUGAAGCUUGAGUCAAUUGAGUAACAAUAAAAUUACGAAAGUUGAAAUUGAAUUUAAUGUUGAAUGCCAAAAGUUAAAAGAAAAAAUGAAUUCGUAGAUUAAAAAAUGAUCAAACUUUUGCAAAAAUAAAAAAAAAUCUGCGGUAAUAAUAAAGUGGAAAGUUGUCUCGGUA